This is a messenger RNA of Sphaeroforma arctica JP610, 965 nucleotides long. RefSeq lists its product as hypothetical. The transcript is spliced from 3 exons. The annotation marks the transcript as partial. NCBI's taxonomy places the organism in Eukaryota, Ichthyosporea, Ichthyophonida. The record is from RefSeq and is a predicted model, not a curated record.
UCAGCGUAACGCCUACGCCAAGUGCGUCUACUGUGGCGUGAGUAUCGCGCGCGUCGGAGAUGUAUUUGACAUGAAUGCUGCAGGCACUGUGCAGGCGUACGUCAACCCCCACGGCGUAGUACAUGAGACGUUGACUGUCAAAUGCAUUCUGCGGCAGAAUGUGCUGCUCUCCGGGCGUCCAUGUGAACAGGACUCGUGGUUCCCCCAAUACGCAUGGACCAUACUCAACUGUGCCGAGUGCUACCACCACCUGGGGUGGCGCUUCACUGCCACAACACAGCUUAACCCCAAAGAGUUCUGGGGGUUACGAAGGGCGUCAGUGAUGUUCUAAGCCAGCCAGGGGCCCUGUAAGCUCUGUACCUGUGGAUUGUAUCCCGUGACAGAGUAUCAUCCCAGCGCUAUUUCAGAAACUAUAGGCCGUUUUAAAGUAUAGGCAGUUUUAAAUACUAUAUACAACGAUUGGAGACCUAUGUUCUCGGGUCCAUUGAUAGGAAGCGUGGACUCUCAAUGAGUCGUGCGCAUUUAUUUCUGCGCUAAGGCGUUUUGUACACCCACCAGCCCAACGGCAGACCCACCGGAUAAACGGCCUUACUGAAUCGGACAUCUGAGGUAUGCGUUGCGUUAAACGAUGGAGAUCCUCGAAACACCCCCAACCAACGGCACCAACUAUGACACACAGUUGAUAUAUGAGACAAUGCCCAACCAACGGCACCAACAAUGACACAGUUGAUAGAUAUGAGACAAUGCCCGUAAAGUCCCCCAAUCAACGGCACCAACUAAGACACACAGUUGGGAGAUCGAGACAGUGUCCCGCUAGUCUCUCUCGUUCAUAUAGGCUCUUUUUCACCUCGUGAACCAUGUGAGGGUUCAAAACUGCGCAUGGGGCACGUAUGAUUGUCUCUGCCCGGUUGCAGCGGUUUCAUAGAUGGAUCGCAAGUACGAUGAAUAAAAUUAAUUGAUGCACG